AUGAGUGGACGGGGCAUUGUGCCUAUACUUGAGCGACACGGCGAUGUGUACAUCACUGGCAGCACCGUUGUGCGACAUAAAGUCGGGAGCAAUGGCGAUGAGUUGGACUUAUUUCCGAGCGGAUAUGACUUGCAGUUGGUGCUUUCCGCUAAAAAUCUCUACAAGUUACGGCAGCGCCAUCCACCACCAAGACUCUUGUCGAGAAAGUCAGGUGAUAACAGGAAAGAGGGAAAGGAAGAAGAUGAGUUACAACAAAAGAACCAGUGGAGUUUGGGGGAGAAAUCUCAUGCACCUCUACCCCCACCACCGCCGCCGCCAGAGAUGAUGUGGCGCGAGAGCCUCGGGCUGAUUCGAGCGUUGGUUCCACUGCACAAUCAUCCUUCUCGUAUGUGGGCUGCGGGCCGCCAUAAAUUGGGGCGCCAACUGCUAUGGGUUUGCUAUUGA
Molecule: messenger RNA, 444 nt
Organism: Trypanosoma cruzi
Lineage: Eukaryota; Euglenozoa; Kinetoplastea; Trypanosomatida; Trypanosomatidae
Exons: 1
Coding region: 1-444 (147 amino acids)
Source: RefSeq, a predicted model, not a curated record